Messenger RNA from Paraphaeosphaeria sporulosa, 1122 nucleotides. RefSeq names its product concanavalin A-like lectin/glucanase. Gene Ontology annotation, molecular function: hydrolase activity, hydrolyzing O-glycosyl compounds. The record is from RefSeq and is a predicted model, not a curated record. The transcript has 3 exons. NCBI's taxonomy places the organism in Eukaryota, Fungi, Ascomycota, Dothideomycetes, Pleosporales, Didymosphaeriaceae. Bases 1 to 1122 code for a protein of 373 amino acids. Gene Ontology annotation, biological process: carbohydrate metabolic process.
AUGUUUAAAGUACGCGACGCCAUAGGCGCACUUCCGUGGCUAGUCCUUACACUGUCUCGCUUCGCGGUUGCCGACUGCGAGUGCGGCUACUCCAUCAAUGGGACCAACAGCACAGAGUUCGAAGUCUUCACCGAUCUUUUGGAGAACGACUUCUUGCACACAAGUGGCGACAACAUAACCGCUUUCGGCUGGCGGCCACAGGAGUACAAUGUCUCGGCCAAGGACGCUCGAGGACCGUAUGGCAAGAACUUUAGUGUCGCAAACGCAGAGUUGAACCCGUUGAAGAACGCGCAAGUUUGGUCUGGAGACUCCAUGAACGGGGGUGAUGCAGGCUUGAAAUUGUGGGUGCGCGGCGACCAUUCAAGUGGAUACGUAGGUGGUGCAGAAUUGGCCACUGUGCGCAACGACACUCUCUACGGCAGCUAUCGCGUAGGCAUGAAGCUUUCGGGAGAGAGCGGGACAUGCGGCGCCUUCUUCUGGUUCUUCAACAACUCGCAAGAGAUCGACAUGGAAUUUCUCUCGAGGCAGUUCAACGAAUCCCAAGGGACGGUCCAGCUCGUUCUCCAGUCUCCGCAGUCUGUGCACAACGGCUACGAUGCAUCCGGCACAGCUGGAUACCAGAUUCAGCAUCUUCCCUUCCGGCCGGACCAGCAGUUCCACGAGUACCGCUUCGACUGGAGACCGGAAAGUGUCGUCUUCUACGUUGACGGCAAAGUCAUGCACGAGAUGACCGAGAACAUUCCCAGUGAGCCCGGACACAUGUUUCUGAACCAUUGGAGCAACGGCGACAAACUAUGGUCAGCGGGCCCUCCAUCAGCCGACACAUCGAUGACUGUGUCAUACGUCAAGGCGUACUUCAACUCGACUGAUACUGCACGUCACAAUACGUACAGCAAACAGUGCCCGAAGUUUGAUUCUUCAAAAGUGUGCUCCGUCCCAGCACAGACCGUGGCACCCGAUGGCAGCAACGCAAAAACAUACUUCUUCUCUCAAGAAGAUGGCAAAACACCAGGACAACAGAUUUACCAUACCACCAAUGGGAACGGUGCCGGAAGACUUCUCCGCGCGCACACGAUAUACAUCUCGAUCUUCGUCAGUUUCUUGAGCUGGGCCAUACUAUAG